UAAUUAAAUCUGAACUUAUUCAGUUAAGAGAAAACGUUUGGGAAUAAUUUGAACUUGAAGAAACGUAAGCGAUAUUAGCGACAUCUACGAACAAUAGGAAUUUAUUUGAAAUUAUUUUGCUAGUAAAGUUUUGGCCAGCCUGUUUUACUUGAUCGAACGACGAUGAAUUAAUAACCUAAACUUUAGGUUUUGAUUGGCUUUUAGAAAAGUUUUACAUCUUUAAUUUGAUAUAUCAUAUGUAUAUUGUUGACAAAAGUAUAUCAUAUUACGGCGUAACGAUAUAAUUAAAAGAAAAAAAGAUGAAACAAAUUUUAUGUGGUAGAUUAGGGCAAAGCAUCUUACUUGUAUCAAAAUCCUCGAAAUAUCCAAUAUCAAAGAUCACUACAAGAUGUUUAAUGUCGGGAAAAAUAAGCAGAGUGUGCAGGCCAUUAUUGGCAUCCCCACAUUUACGUUACUUUGCUAAUCCUAAUCGUGGCUAUGCCAUGGUAAUUGCUAGAAUAUUAAGGGGAGCAUUGAAAAUACGUUAUAUAUUAUUAGGUGGUGCUUUGGGUGGUGGAGUUACAUUACAAAAAAAAUAUGAACAAUGGAAAGAAGCUUUACCUGAUAUGACUUGGAUAGAUACUUUAAUUCCUACUGAACAACAAUGGCAAAAGUUACGUGGUUCAUUGCUGGAUGUAAAAACUAAAUUAACUAAUAAGAUUGAUAUAGAUCCACGUAUAAAGGAAUUGGGAGAGGCAAAGUAUCAUGAGUACAGGAGAUGGUUUAAUCAAAGAUUGGAGAAUGCUGUUAAAGCAGCAGAAGAAAGAGCAUUGCGUGAUAACAACCAAGAAUCACCUACACGUGUAAUUGACGCAAUCACAUCGAUAGCAAACCAAGUUUAUUCAGAAGCAAAAGGCGAAUUAUCAAAAACUGCAGUUGCUUUUGCUCGCCCAUUAUCUAAUGAAAAUAUUGAAGAAGAACGCAAGAAAGCUCAAUCAUCGCAACAGAGAUUAGAUGCUAUGCAAGAUGAAUUAAUGCAAAUGCAAUUAAAAUAUCAACGUGAACUUGAAAGAUUAGAAAGAGAGAAUAAAGAAUUACGUAAACAAAUGCUAUUGAAAGGAAAUCAAAAAGUAAAUAAUAGAAAAAUAAAGAAAUCUCUAAUAGACAUGUAUAGUGAUGUUUUGGAUGAAUUAAGUGAAUAUGAUAGUGCUUAUUCGACUGCUGAUCAUCUACCUAGAGUAGUAGUUGUAGGUGAUCAAAGUUCAGGUAAAACAUCGGUAUUGGAAAUGAUCGCUCAAGCUAGAAUAUUUCCAAGGGGUGGCGGUGAAAUGAUGACGCGUGCACCAGUCAAAGUUACCUUAAGCGAAGGACCAUAUCACAUUGCACAAUUUAAAGAUAGUUCUAGAGAAUUUGAUUUAACUAAAGAAUCGGAAUUAGCUGAUCUUAGGAGAGAAGUUGAAUUACGUAUGAAGAAUAGCGUUAAAAAUGGGAAAACAGUUAGUCAAGAUGUUAUUUCUAUGACGGUAAAAGGACCUGGUCUUCAGCGCAUGGUAUUGGUUGAUCUUCCUGGUAUUAUUAGUACAGUUACUGUUGACAUGGCAGAAGAUACUAAAGAUGCUAUUCGACAAAUGACUCAGCAAUACAUGAGUAAUCCCAAUGCUAUUAUCUUAUGUAUUCAAGAUGGAUCGGUUGAUGCAGAAAGAAGCAAUGUAACAGAUCUCGUUGCUCAAAUGGAUCCUAGUGGAAAAAGGACUAUCUUUGUUUUAACUAAAGUAGAUAUAGCAGAAGAAAAUUUAACUAAUCCAGAAAGACUCAAGAAAAUAUUGCAAGGAAAAUUAUUCCCAAUGAAAGCUUUAGGAUAUUUUGCUGUUGUAACUGGUCGUGGUAGACAAGACGAUAGUAUACAAACAAUUAAGGAUUAUGAAGAAAAAUUCUUUAGAAAUUCCAAACUUUUUAAAGAUGGCUUGGCAAUGUCAGGUCAAGUAACUACUAGAAAUUUGAGUUUGGCAGUAGCUGAAUGUUUUUGGAAAAUGGUAAGGGAAACGGUAGAGCAACAGGCCGAUGCUUUCAAAGCUACUAGAUUUAAUUUAGAAACCGAAUGGAAAAAUAAUUUUCCAAGAUUACGUGAGUUGGAUAGAGAUGAAUUAUUUGAAAAGGCUCGUGGUGAAAUUUUGGAUGAAAUCGUGAAUUUAUCUCAAGUCUCACCUAGACAUUGGGAAGAAGUUCUAAUGGUACGAAUUUGGGAAAAAGUUAGUAUGCACGUAUUUGAAAAUAUCUAUUUACCUGCGGCACAAAGUGGAGGUCCAGGUACAUUUAAUACAACCGUCGACAUUAAAUUGAAACAAUGGGCAGAUCAACAACUUCCAGCUCGUAGCGUUGAAAGUGGUUGGGAAUGUUUAGAACAAGAAUUUCAACGUUUCAUGGCACAGGCUCGAUUAAAUCCUGAUCACGAUAAUAUAUUUGAUAAUUUAAAGAAUGCGGUGGUGAGCGAGGCGAUGAGAAGACAUUCGUGGGAAGAAAAAGCAUCUGAAAUGUUACGAGUUAUUCAAUUGAACACUUUGGAAGACAGAAGUAUAAAUGACAAACGGGACUGGGAUCAAGCUGUACGAUUUUUAGAAACAUCUGUAAAAGAAAAAUUACAAAGUACUGAACAAAUUUUACGAGAUAUGUUAGGCCCUAAUCGUAAGGAACGUUGGUUUUAUUGGCAAAGCCAAACAGAAGAACAACAAAAACGGACUGCGGUCAAAAAUGAAUUAGAUAAAAUACUUUAUACUGACAAAAAACAUCCACCUACUCUCAGUCAGGAUGAGCUCACAACCGUUAGAAAAAAUUUGCAACGUAAUUCCUUGGAAGUAGAUAAUGAAUUUAUACGUGAAACCUGGCAUCCGGUUUACAGAAGAUUUUUCUUACAUCAAAGUUUAGCCAGAGCUUAUGAUUGUAGAAAGGGAUAUUAUCUUUAUCAUACUGGUCAUGAGUCCGAAAUGGAAUGUAAUGACAUUGUAUUAUUUUGGCGAAUUCAGCAAGUAUUAAAAGUAACAUCGAACGCGCUUAGACAACAGAUAAUAAAUCGUGAGGCUCGUAGAUUAGACAAGGAGAUCAAAGAGGUUUUAGAAGAUUAUAGUCAAGAUAAUGAAAUGAAGAUUAAAUUGCUCACAGGCAGACGUGUUACGUUAGCUGAAGAAUUGAAACGUGUUAGACAAAUUCAAGAAAAAUUAGAAGAAUUUAUCCAAGCGUUGAAUAAAGAAAAAUGAAGCAAAUAAUGAUAAAAGAAAAAGAUUAUUUAAACUAUCGAAUGCUGUGCUAUCUGUGAGAAGAAUAUUAUUCAACGUCUAUUCUCUAUCAUAUGAUUUAAUUUAUUUGUAGUAAUUAAUAUGAAGACGUGAAAAAGGGGCGGGCAUGCUAUGGAAAUACAAAAAAUGAAUGUUACUCCGUGUGAAAAAAAAAAAAAUCAGAACGAAGAACUCAAUCGAUCGUUGCAUAUUCAUUCAUACGCAAUUCUUAUCAUUGAUAAGAUUCAGGAAUUCAAUUAAAUUAUGCAAUAUAAAUAUAUAUAUAUUCGAUAAGGGGGGAAAAAAAACUACGUGAAAGCGCAUCGUCAUUGAAGCUUUUUAUAUAUAUAUAGUAAUAUUGUUAAAAAAAAAAAAAAAAGAAAAAAACAGAGAAGCUAGAAAUUCAAUCGAACGAUGAUCUGCUUAAACAAAUAUUUUUAUUUCAAAUCGUUCAUAUGAUAAUCUCCGUCAUUAUAUAUACAUCGUAAAUAUAUAAGAAAGAAAUUGUUUAAUUAUAUUUGAACAUACAUACAAGGCAAAAAUAAAAUCAUUAAAAUAUGCGAUAGAAAGAUAUUCUUAAUGUAUAAAUAAAUGAAUUCAUUUAUUCAUUUUUGAUAAAUUAUUUCAAUCAUUUAGCAUAUUUUGUAACUACUUAUUUCAAUUAUCAUUUCUAUUCUAUAAAGUGAGAGAAAAAAAGUAAAAGGGAUUUGUUUUCAAAUCGUCAAACCCUUUUCAUCAACUGCAGCGCCCCUUGCAAAUCUCUGCCUACCUACAUAACUACCUACCUUCCUACCUACCUACCUACCUUCCUACCUACCUACCUACCAAUCAACCUACCAACCAACCAACCAACCAACGAACCCUUAUCGCAGGCGAGUCAAAGGACUCGUUCGUGCGGUCAUUUUUCGUUGGUUACCCUUUUGAAAAUUGUCGCCCCGUGAUCACUAUACUGAGUAUAUAUGUUCAUCGCACGAAUUAAAAAGGCAUAAAUAAUCGAUUACUUUCACCGAUGUAAUACGAGUCAGCUCGACUUAUUGUCCUCGCUUAGUUUUAUAUCUACCGAGAGAAAUAUUUCGAAAAGAUUAUUGUUUAAACAUAUUUUGUAACCAUUUAUUUAUAUUGCCGAUUACAUGAACAUGAUGUAGACAGUUUAUCUGCAAAAAAAAAAAAGAAAAAAAAAGAAUAAAAUUCUUGAAGUUUGAUAAAAGACGUAUAAAACUCGCACUGUACACAGAAAUAUAAGAACAUAAAUAUUAAAAUAACGAAAAGAAUAAAUUCAAUAUUAAUUUA
Vespa crabro (European hornet) is the source of this 4538-nucleotide messenger RNA. It is a transcript of the gene Opa1, whose product is annotated as dynamin-like 120 kDa protein, mitochondrial. The transcript has 18 exons. NCBI's taxonomy places the organism in Eukaryota, Metazoa, Arthropoda, Insecta, Hymenoptera, Vespidae. Gene Ontology annotation, cellular component: mitochondrial membrane; cytoplasm; microtubule. The record is from RefSeq and is a predicted model, not a curated record. Gene Ontology annotation, molecular function: GTPase activity; GTP binding; microtubule binding. Bases 300 to 3230 code for a protein of 976 amino acids. Gene Ontology annotation, biological process: mitochondrial fusion.